AGGAUGGGAGAUGAUGAGAACCUUCAGAACCACCCCAACUGGAAUGCAAUUCUCCAGUGGUCACUCAGAUUCCAAGAUGAGCCCUCAGAAAACAGAGUACUGGAACCCAUGGACCAGGAGAGACGGCAGUUUCUAACGAGAGCGUUUGAGAACUACUCUGCAAUGGUAGCGGAUCCAGUGAAGAGUAUGAGAGGACACGUGGUAGUUCUAAAGAACCCUGACAGCUCUAAAGAGGAGUGUGUACUGGCUCUGGAGGAUAUAGCCGACCAUGCUGAGGAUCUGGACGAGGCUAACGAUCUGUAUCUAAUGGGUGGACUACAAGUUUGUUGUGCCUACAUAAAACAUAACGAUCCGGAAUUACAGAGUCUGGCGUGCGAGGUGAUAGCCAACGCAGUGCAGAACAACGAGAAAAUAGCUCAGUUCGCUAGCGAUACCUUUGUGUUGAGUGACCUCCUGAAGCUAGUUGAUAACAGCGCUAACGAUACUGUCAGAGUUAAGAGUUUACUCGCAGUCUCUUGUCUGGUGCGGGGAAACACGGCAGCCCUGGAGAAGUUUAAUCAGCACGAGGGUUACAAUGUGAUAGUAAGAGCACUUCAAUCCCCCCUACACAAGCUGCAGAUAAAAUCCCUCUUCCUAAUCAACCAUGUGUGUGUAGAGUCGACGGAUCAGUGUCAACUCUACUCCAGUAUGGGAGUACCUCAUCAGUUAUUUGCGAUGUGCGACAGGUUCGCUACAGAAGACAGAACAGCUGAAUCAUACGACGCCACCUUACAAAUAACUUUAAAGUUGCUCUUGCAUUUAGUGGAGCGUUGUGAUGUACAGUUCCCUCCUCAUGCUGCCGCUUCUUUUGAAACUUUGAGAGUUUGUUUAGUGGAAGACAGUGUAGAGGAAGAAAGGGAGAUAUGUAAGAAGCUGAAAAACCACUGUCCUGCACCAGCUGAUGAAGUGGACAGAUAGCACUGAUAAUCUGAACACUGGCGUUCAAAAGAUUGUAGAUUUAAAUUCAGAAUAAGAUGAUUUGAAGGAUCAUAUUUAAAGUUGAAGGACUAUAAGUAUGUCUAUAUACAAGUAUAUAAGCUUUUUAUUAUGACAUUUUGGGAGGAAUUGUAUUUCAACUUUUGGCCUGGAAAGAGAGAGAAUUAGCAUUGAAUGUGUUUUUAAAUUAUGCUCUCAAUUUCCAUUUCAUGUGGCAUGUUUAUCGAUUAAUCGUGUUGGUGGAACCAAAGCACGGAGUUUAAUAUGUUAUAAUUUAUUCUGAUAUUUAUUUAUGCACUUUU
Molecule: messenger RNA, 1277 nt
Organism: Bolinopsis microptera
Lineage: Eukaryota; Metazoa; Ctenophora; Tentaculata; Lobata; Bolinopsidae
Product: hsp70-binding protein 1-like
Exons: 7
Coding region: 4-957 (317 amino acids)
Cellular component (GO): endoplasmic reticulum
Molecular function (GO): adenyl-nucleotide exchange factor activity
Source: RefSeq, a predicted model, not a curated record